Diversispora eburnea is the source of this 342-nucleotide messenger RNA. NCBI's taxonomy places the organism in Eukaryota, Fungi, Glomeromycota, Glomeromycetes, Diversisporales, Diversisporaceae. The record is from the annotation of a GenBank genome assembly.
AUGGAAAAUCCAUCUAUUACCUUUACUGCUUCUCAAUCUGUUGACUAUCUUGGUCAAACUCAUAAUUGGACCGACACUGAUACCGUCUAUUCUUAUAAGGGUAUUUGCCAAGAACUUAAAGAAUGUCAAGAAAAAAUUCGUAAAUACGAAGGAAAUGAAAAAAAAGCGAACAAGAGUUCUGACAAAAAUCAAUUGUCCUUGCAACAAAAAAAAUCUGCUUUACGCGCUGAAGAGAAACGUUUGAUUCGUAUGAAAAAUGCCCUUUGGAGACGUAUGGGUCCGGCUGUUGGUUGUGUAGGGAAAGGAAACAAACUGGUUUCUCCUAGAACUUUGAAAUGGUAA